Molecule: messenger RNA, 1194 nt
Organism: Parnassius mnemosyne (clouded apollo)
Lineage: Eukaryota; Metazoa; Arthropoda; Insecta; Lepidoptera; Papilionidae
Source: the annotation of a GenBank genome assembly
AUGGACAAAAUAUGCAGAAUAUGUUUAAAAGAAGGUCUUCUCUCAUCCGUAUUUACAAAAAAUUACAAUGUUUCUUUGUGCGAUAUGAUCGAAUAUUGUAGUAAUGUGAAGAUUUAUGAGAAUGAUGGUUUACCAGAGCAAAUGUGUAGCAACUGUAUUUACAAAUUAGGUAUUGCAUAUCACUUCAAACAGUCCUGCGAGAGUUCAGAUAUUCGACUGAGACAACAUCUGGGAUUGCGCACAACAAACAAGAAUGAUGUUGCUGUUAUGACAGAUCCAGUUGUUCCAACUCAUACCACAAUAAUAAAGAAAUGUAAGUGCAAGUUCGGUAACCAAAAAAAGAGUAGUACAAAUUACAAAAGAAAACCCGAUUCAGAAAAGUUAAAGCGUGGACCCAAGCCAAAGCCAAAACAAGAGCACUCUUGUUAUCAGUGUAGGAAGCAAUUUCGAUGUCAAGCUCAAUUGGAAAUGCAUAUAAGAACUCAUACUGGAGAUAAGCCGUUUGUGUGUAUGUAUUGCCCUCGUCGGUUUACCCAGAAACACAAUUUGACAAUACAUCAUCGAAUACACACUGGGGAGAAGCCAUUCCAGUGUGAAGUUUGCAGUAAAAGAUUUUCUGCGCAAAGCAAUCUUCACGCACAUUUAAAGAUUCAUACAGGACAAAAGGAUCAUGUAUGUUCAUUAUGCAACAAAUCGUUCAUAACAUCUAGUGAGCUCACUCGGCAUAUGAACAAGCAUAGGGGUGUCAAAAACUUCAAAUGUGAAUUGUGUCAUGCUGCUUAUAUACACAGUAGAGAUCUUAAACUUCACAAAUUAAAGAAACAUCAAGUUGUUCCUCCAAAUUCGAAAACGCAAAAUGAAGGCUACAAUAACAACAGUCAAAUUGAUAUCAUCAGCCUUGAUGAAGCAAAAGAAAUACAAAUAAUGCCUGGGAAAGAUGUAAUUCAUCACUUUGCACCUCACACAACAGAUGAGAAGAAUCAACAGAGUGAUGCAUUGCCAGAUCACACAUACUCAUUAUAUGAGCAUAAAGGACUAAAAGAUGUAUUCCAUCCGAUUGCCACCAAAAGCACCAAUGAUGCCCACAGUUGUACUGUAUGUGGGGAAGGAUUUAUGUUUGUGACUGCAUUAGUACAACAUUGUAUCCUUCAUCACAAUGGAUAUGCUCCUAUGCAAACUAAAAGUUAUGCUUAG